AUGAAGGAGCAGCGGGUGGGACCGGGGGUACAGGACAAGGAGACAGAAGCUCCUCUCCUCUGGAAUAAUCCUUUUACGGAGGUUCUUAUCGGGGGAACCUACGUUUCUAGACAUAGACAUCAUGAGGAACCCAAGGUUCUAGAUCUACAGCAUCAUGAGGAACCCAAGGUUCUAGAUCUACAGCAUGAGGAGCCUAAGUUUCUAGAUCUAGACCAUCAUGAGGAACCAAAGGUUCUAGAUCUACAGCAUCAUGAGGAACCCAAGGUUCUAGAUCUACAGCAUCAUGAAGAACCCAAGGUUCUAGAUCUACAGCAUCAUGAGGAACCCAAGGUUCUAGAUCUACAGCAUCAUGAGGAACCCAAGGUUCUAGAUCUACAGCAUGAGGAGCCUAAGUUUCUAGAUCUAGACCAUCAUGAGGAGCCCAUGGAACCUAAGGUUCUAGAGAUAGACCAUCAUGAGGAACCUAAGGUUCUAGAUCUACAGCAUCAUGAGGAACCUAAGGUUCUAGAUCUACAGCAUCAUGAGGAACCUAAGGUUCUAGAUCUACAUCAUCAUGAGGAGCCUAAGUUUCUAGAGCUAGACCAUCAUGAGGAAUCUAAGGUUCUAGAUCUAGACCAUCAUAAGGAACCUGAGUUUCUAGAGAUAGACCAUCAUGAGGAACCCAAGGUUCUAGAUCUACAGCAUCAUGAGGAACCCAAGGUUCUAGAUCUACAGCAUGAGGAGCCUAAGUUUCUAGAUCUAGACCAUCAUGAGGAGCCUAAGGUUCUAGAUCUAGACCAUCAUAAGGAACCUAAGUUUCUAGAGAUAGACCAUCAUGAGGAACCUAAGGUUCUAGAUCUAGACCAUCAUAAGGAACCUGAGUUUCUAGAGAUAGACCAUCAUGAGGAACCCAAGGUUCUAGAUCUACAGCAUCAUGAGGAACCCAAGGUUCUAGAUCUACAGCAUCAUGAGGAGCCCAAAUUUCUUGAUCUAGACCAUCAUGAGGAGCCUAUGGUUCCAGAUCUAGACCAUCAUAAGGAUGCUAAGUUUCUAGAGAUAGACUGUCAUGAGGAACCUAAGGUUCUAGAGAUAGACCAUCAUGAGGAACCUAAGGUUCUAGAUCUACAUCAUCAUGAGGAGCCUAAGGUUCUAGAGAUAGACCAUCAUGAUGAACCUAAGGUUCUAGAUCUACAGCAUCAUGAGGAACCUAAGGUUCUAGAGAUAGACCAUCAAGAGGAGCCUAUGGUUCUAGAUCUAGACCAUCAUGAGGAACCUAACGUUCUAGACAUAGACCAUCAUGAGGAACAUAAGGUUCUAGAUCUACAGCAUCAUGAGGAUCCUAAGGUUCUAGAGAUAGACCAUCAUGAGGAACCUAAGGUUCUAGAUCUACAGCAUCAUGAGGAGCCUAAGGUUCUAGAGAUAGACCAUCAAGAGGAGCCUAUGGUUCUAGAUCUAGACCAUCAUGAGGAACCUAUGGUUCUAGACAUAGACCAUCAUGAGGAACAUAAGGUUCUAGAUCUACAGCAUCAUGAGGAUCCUAAGGUUCUAGAGAUAGACCAUCAUGAGGAACCUAAGGUUUUAGAUCUACAGCAUCAUGAGGAGCCUAAGGUUCUAGAUCUACAGCAUCAUGAGGAGCCUAUGGUUCUAGAUCUAGACCAUAAGGACCCUAAGGUUCCAGAUCUAGACCAUCAUAAGGAACCUAAGUUUCUAGAGAUAGACCAUCAUAAGGAACCUAAGGUUCUAGAGAUAGACCAUCAUGAGGAACCUACGGUUCUAGAUCCACAGCAUCAUGAGGAGCCUAAGUUUCUAGACAUAGACCAUCAUGAGGAACCUAAGGUUCUAGAUCUACAGCAUCAUGAGGAGCCUAAGGUUCUAGAUCUACAGCAUUGUGAGGAGCCUAAGGUUCUAGAGAUAGAGACCAUCAUGAGGAACCUAAGGUUCUAG
This is a messenger RNA of Nothobranchius furzeri (turquoise killifish), 1923 nucleotides long. RefSeq lists its product as uncharacterized. Lineage: Eukaryota; Metazoa; Chordata; Actinopteri; Cyprinodontiformes; Nothobranchiidae. The record is from RefSeq and is a predicted model, not a curated record.